Messenger RNA from Aaosphaeria arxii CBS 175.79, 3952 nucleotides. RefSeq names its product cysteine proteinase. Bases 299 to 3634 code for a protein of 1111 amino acids. Gene Ontology annotation, biological process: protein deubiquitination. The transcript has 4 exons. The record is from RefSeq and is a predicted model, not a curated record. Gene Ontology annotation, molecular function: cysteine-type deubiquitinase activity. Gene Ontology annotation, cellular component: cytoplasm. NCBI's taxonomy places the organism in Eukaryota, Fungi, Ascomycota, Dothideomycetes, Pleosporales.
CCUUCCUGUUGCACACCUCACUUUCAAUCCUCGUUAAUACGCACUCUUCACAGAUUCGCUUCACGUAUAACCCUCUGAGACGUUGCCAGUGUACGAUCCGCUCACUUUGAAUCCUCCAUAACGCUAGUAUUCUAGGGUCACAUUCGUUGAGUACCCUUAUAUCACAACCCUGGAUCGCCGUUUCCCCACCCGAGAACCUAAACUCUACCCAAUAUCGUAGACUACGACCGUCAAAACCGAAGCCGCCUGAUUCCUACUCUGUUACUACUCUGAAUGCCAUGAAAAUCUUAGACAGGCGAUGAGUGCAGCUGGUCCCUUACCCCCACCGCCCCCAGGACGACCACCAGGCACUGCCAUGAAUGGACAUCCCCAUGGCUCGAACGGUAGCGGUGAUAGUUGGGCAGUAAAUAAUACAGUGGGUGGCAAUAGAGGUUCAGGGGGCCCAUCUCCUUCCGUUGCAGAAAUAUCUGCGGCUGCAGGCGAGAAGGUUAACGAACUGAAGCACCAGCCGAUCGCACGUUUGGUCGAGCUAGCGAGACAGCACUUUCACAAUGCGAAACUACGAUCAAACGGGCGAGAAGGCUUUCCCGCAACAUACUGGGAGUAUUUGAUGGCGUAUGAGCUUGUCGUCGAGGCAGUACCAGGGCACCGCGAUUAUUAUGACAAGAUCAAUAACAGUCGAGGCCAGCUUUCACGCGAUUACAAGGACCUAGUGAGGGAAGUAAGGUCCAACGAGGAGCGAUUCGUUCGCAUAAGGGAAAUUAUAGCCAACGAAAACAAGCGAAAUGGACUUCGUGGAUCGCAAACAUCCUCGCGCCCAUCGUCAGGAGCCUCGCAGUACACCACCGCCUCGGUAGAAUCUGAACUGAACAGCCGCCGUUUCUCAAGUAGCGCUAUUCCAAAGCGCGACGAUGAGCUUAUGAUGCCCAACGUACCGCUUCAUGCGCCUUCUGGGCGUGCGCCCCCCUCUUCGCAGGCCGACGCUCCUCGCAAACCUCAAGUACACCCAAAACCACAAUCAUUGCAUGGCCGAGCGCUUCACCAGAGUUCGGCCUCAAUCAGCGGUCCGAUCGACACAAAUGAUCUCGCAGCGAGAUUCGCAAGUCUAAGAGGAACAGCAGCACCAAUCAAUACAUCACCAGCACCUUCUGGACACAAUGCAUCCGUCAAAAUGCCAUCCCCCACAGACUACCACUCAAACCGACCCUUGGGACCUCGCGACAUGCCGCCUCCUCCCCUAUCAUCCUCACGUGCCCCAACACAUCCCCCGAAGCUGCCACUGGAUACUAAACUUGCAGCUUCCAUGCCUAAAGAGCCGAGUCCAACCUACAGUCCUGCCCGUAAUCUUUCCCUUCCUGCCCAUAUUCCAGCUCCGCGGUCCACGGCGAGGAGUAUGGUUGGCACGGGCGGUCGCAGCAAUUCUCUAGCUGCGUCGUCGAGUGCAUCGGCCUAUGCGCCAGGCUCAAAUGGAGAUUCCGACUCUUAUUUUCCUACACAGCCUAUGAAUGUGCCACCGGCACCAGCCAGAAGGACAUCGGUCAACAAGCCUAUGGAGCUGCAGAUUACCGCCGAGAAACUGUAUGACUAUAUCAGGAUGUACAAUGUGCUACUGAUCGACGUGCGAAACCGUGAAGAGUUUGAUUCUGGUCAUAUCUUUGUCAGGUCAGUCAUUUGCAUUGAGCCAACUGCUUUAAGAGACGACUUCUCGGCCGAGCAAUUGCAGGACAGUCUCAUAAUCUCACCCGAUGAGGAACUGGCAAUGUUCGAAAGACGCAACGAGUACGACCUCGUCGUAUAUUACGAUGAAUCAACGAAGACACACGCGUUUCUCAACAAAUAUAAUCCCAACGAGAGAGAACUUGCACUGAAGCGAGUGUACACCACUUUACACGAGUUCAACGCAGAAAAGCCUCUUCAGAGACCUCCAAUAUUCCUAAUGGGUGGUAUUGAUGCUUGGACGGAUUUGGUAGGCACACAAUCAUUGAAAAUGAGUACAACAGCCGGUCAGGUUGCAAGUGGCCGUAAUCAAGUUGCCAGGCCGAUCAGGCGAGCCGCUGCGGCAAGCCAGGCCGCGAAGCUCAAUCUACACAGACGACGAAUGCGCGAAUAUGCGCCGAUGGACGAGGAUGAAGAACGGCAAUGGCUUGAGGAGGCACGUAGAGGGAGGGUGGUGUUUGAUCAACAAGAUGAAGACUAUGAGGAUGACGAGCCCGCAUCCCCAGUGUAUCGCACCACUGAGGAAUUUCUACGUCACUUCCCGGAAAUCGAUGCGCAGCAGUCCAUGGUAUAUCCAUCAAGGCCUCCUCCAUCGGUGCCAAUGAACGCACCCGCUCCAUACGUUGCCCCGCCCAUCCCACAGGCACCAUCACGGCCUGCUCCUUCGGUCCCCAGGGUCAGCUACAGUGGUGUCCAUGAGCGCCAAGUGGCACCUCAAGGGCGCGCUAAUCAAUUGCCAGUAUAUGUAUCGCCCGGUCGCCAUGGACAAAUGAGACUCCACCGAACAGGACUCAUUAACUUUGGUGUUACAUGCUACAUGAAUUCUGUAGUGCAAUGCCUCGCAGCCAAUGCCGAACUGAGUGGCAUCUUCUUGUCCCCAAGAUAUCUACAGGACAUUCAACGAGAUAACUGGAAAGGGACGAAGGGAAUUCUACCGGAAGCUUAUGCUACGUUGAUCUCCAAUCUUUACAAAGGAGAUGUGAACAAUCUCCGUCCAACAAGCUUCAGGAGAAUAUGCGGCCACUUCAACUCCCAGUGGGGCGUAGAUGAACAACAGGAUGCGAAAGAGUUUCUAGAGUUCGUCUUAGAUCAUCUACAUGAGGAUCUCAACUUGAAGUGGAACCGGUCGCCAUUGAAGCAAUUGUCAGAGGCCGAGGAAAUGAGAAGAGAGUCAUUCCCCCGGCCGUACGUGGCAAUUGUUGAGUGGAGCCGUUACACCCAUCGUGAGAUGUCUGUGAUCGGUCGUAUGUUUGCUGGGCAGCAUGCCUCCCAACUCACAUGCACAACAUGCGGUAUCACAAGUACAACCUAUGAAGCUUUCUGGAGUAUAAGUGUUGAGAUUCCGAGAAACCGGCCGGCAGACCUUCGUGAUUGCUUGCGAUCCUAUUGCUCACCAGAAAGACUCUCGGGUGACGAAGUCUGGCGAUGCCCGAGGUGUAAGAAAGACCGCGAGGCCAUGAAGAAAAUCACAAUUACACGGGCACCGGAUUCGUUGGUUGUGCAUUUCAAACGAUUCAGCGCUUCUCAUACGGAGAGAGCACAUAAGGUCCGGUCAGAGAUUAACUUCCCAUUGCAAGGCUUGGAUCUCGCACCUUUCAUGGAACCCUCGAUCACUCCCGAGGACGAGAAGAGAUUGAUGACCAUACCAGACGGUGCCUCAUAUUUGGCUAGCCUCAAACAGGAUCCUGCCAUGAAUGGACCUUUCCAAUACAACGCAUAUGCUGUUAUCCAUCACAUUGGCAAUUCACUGGGUAGCGGACAUUACAUCGCGCAUGUAAAAGACAAAUCUCGUGGCUGUUGGCGGCGCUUCAACGACACCAAUGUCAACGACUUUGAGCCUGCAAAUCUGCAGGGUAUGGACCGUCUCCAAAGCGAGCGAGCAUACAUCGUUUUCUAUGAACGUGAACGAGUUGCGUGAUGAGCGCUAUGAACUUUUCCAACACUCUUCAUCUGCGGGAUCUUUUGUACAUAAUUCCCGUUUCACGGAGGAACAGUGGCAUUUAGCGGACAUGUUCAUGUCACAUCUUAACGGCAUAUCAGGCGAUAUAUUGCGUUUUUCACGAAGCUUGUUUCAUCUUUUAUUUAUUUGAGUUUUGUUUCACCUGAGCGUUAAAAGAUGCAUUGUCCCACGGCGUUGGCUACAUAGAGCAGAUCCGGAUGCUGCGUGGUGGCGUCAUAAGCGACUGGAGAUAUCAGAUCAUCAAAUAUUUUGCCGACUCUAAUUGAAAAUUCAAAC